UCUCGGUAGUGUAUUGUUUUGUGCGAAAGUAAUACAAGAUUUGACGAUCGUCUGUAGAAAUGCAUUGAAUGCGUUACGAAAGAAAAGGGAAUGAGCUCGAAAGUUUUGUUGCGACGCUUGGCACUCAAGCAACUCACCGUAGUCACCCACCGGUCAUUGUGUACUGUAGCAGAAUCACAUUAUGUAAAUGGUACCAUGCAGUACAGUUCUGAUGAACAGCAAAAAAUUCUGGAGAAAGUGAACAGUUGCUCUCCUGAGGAGCUUGCAAGGUAUAGAAUAAGUCCUACAAGAUUGGCACGAUUGUCAAAUCAUCGCCAGAAAUUUGGCUCCUUUGCAAAUCUUGAUGAUGUUCUUAAAGCAAGUGGUAUGACACCUGAAACUCUUGACAGAUUUUGCAAUAGUGUUCUGUGUCCAUCAACUACUGAAAGGUCACAUGGAGUUAGAGUGCAGCUGAUCAAGCCGAACCUCACCAACUCUGCCAGAGAUAACAUACAGAACGUUAUAGGGAUUAAUUUCUUGCCAUACACUGUGACUUGGGCAAAGAUUGACAGAGAGGGUAAUCUCUUGGAAUGGAAUUUCCAGCACCUGGAUCUUGGGUCCAAAAAACAGCAUCCACUUAAUUUGCUUGAGAUAGCUGCAGGUAUCACAGAAAAGAUUCCUAAUUGUGAUGCCUAUGUGAUGGAGGAAAUGGGAACCCCUGUGCAAUUGGCAAAGAAUUUGUUAAAUGCACUUCAGACAGUUCAACUUCGCGCAAUGUUUAUUGCUUUACUUAGUGCAUCUUCUUUGAAUUCCUUUGGAGGUAAUGGCUUCUUACAGGAUAAACAACAGAAGGUUUUCUUUCUCAAAUCUCAUCUUCCGGCACGGCUUUUCCAGACACUUAUCGGGUCAGAGCGUGUUUCUGCACAGUCUGUUGUAGAAGAAAUUUUCCAAGGGAGGUCAACUUCUGCAGCUCUUAACUACACGCCAAUAAUUGUUCCUAAUCAUGUUCAAGAUUAUUAUCGUGCAUGUGACAGUGCAGAGCGAGAAAUGUUGUGCCAGUCCUUACUACUUACAAUGACAUUUAUGGAUGUGGCAAUACAUCAAAAUGAAAGAAGUUUAGCAGCUGUUACUACUCGUAGAAUCUCAGUUUAAUAUUAUUUGUCCUGAUUUUUUACAUUUUUGCAUUCAGUUGGUGUAUGAAGAUCUUGUUAAAGCAGAUUUGUGUAUAGACUGUCCUGGUAUUUAGUAUUUUUUGUCUCAGAUUGUCUUGUGAAAAUUGUAAUUGCAAAAUUACGCAACAGAAACGUUUUGCACUGAAACUUAUUAUUAACUUUCUUGGUCAUGUAAAACACAUAUUGUGUGUCAUUGGAAGAAUAUAUAAAAAUUGGUGUAGUCCUUGACAUUAUGUGCUGUGUGUCAUAUGUGUAUAGACAAAGGAAAAUGGACAGUUUGUUGAUAAAUGUAAUUAAACAAUACUCCUUUGGUAAUACAGGAAAUUAUUUCAAAGUGAGCUUACUGUAGUUGGUGGCAGUGUUAAGGGCCUCUGGCAGUGCAACUCACAAGAAUGUUGCAUUGUCAACUCGGCUGAAAGUGCACAGCAGCUAUGUUACCUUUCUGCCUUUCUGCACCUUGGCAGUGUCACAGACCGGAUAAUCUAAAUCUGUCUCAUAUUUGAAGAAAAGGUCCCUUGCCUGUUUGUGAAACACUUGGCGGCUUCUAGGUGUUUCAGCCAUUGUGAGAAAACACACAGAAAUAAAAAUGUGAUAGAAUGCUCAAAUAUGAUGGAAGUUUACACAGUACAGAAUGCUGAAAUAGACUGAACGCUGAUUGGCUAGGUGUGCAACUGUCUACUAUGCAUUCCCGG
This is a messenger RNA of Schistocerca piceifrons (Central American locust), 1843 nucleotides long. Its product is annotated as transcription elongation factor, mitochondrial. Bases 91 to 1131 code for a protein of 346 amino acids. Gene Ontology annotation, biological process: mitochondrial transcription; transcription elongation by mitochondrial RNA polymerase. Lineage: Eukaryota; Metazoa; Arthropoda; Insecta; Orthoptera; Acrididae. The transcript has 6 exons. Gene Ontology annotation, molecular function: DNA polymerase processivity factor activity. Gene Ontology annotation, cellular component: mitochondrial nucleoid. The record is from RefSeq and is a predicted model, not a curated record.